CUCGCCUCCUCCGUCCAUUGCAGCUCUCGUUCCUCCUCCCCCACCAGCUCCUCCAGCUCGUCGUAGGCGUCGCCGUCGCCGCCGUUGAUCUUGCCGACCUCUGACCGCCGUUCUUUUUUGGUCUGCUCGGUUCAGAGCGCUCUCUCUGGUCUCUUCGCGCGUGCGUAUAUAUAUGCCGUGUUGGCGCCGGUCGCAUAAAUGGCGUACCCCUCGCGAUCUUGUGGUCGGUGCAGCAACGGAUAAAGUGAUUUCUGACGAGGUAGCUUGACUGACCCUGACUGCCUAGCCCCGUCAAUUGGAGUAGAGAAUAGUAAAAGGAGAUAUCACUGUUAUUAUUAGCACAACAUAGAUGGGGCCCAUGUUAUCAACCCAGGCAAUUUCAUGUGGUGUUCUGUCCCUGUGUUUCUCGUUCUUGUCCAAUGCAGAGAGGAGAUCCAGCUUCAUGAAGUGGCUCUGCACUUUCCUGAAGGGUUCAAAGCCUGGCGAGCCGAACCAGCGGCGGCCCCGGAUUACGGCCGGCGGAGAGGAGGAGGACACGCUCUGGCAACCUCCAGUCAGACCAAAGAAUGACCCACCUAGAAAUGACAAUGAAGAAUUGGACCGUGCAAUUGCAGAGUCUCUUGCAGAGGAUGUCAAACCCCCCAAAGAACGAAACCAUAAGGGAGACAGCAACGAUGAAGAUCUUGCAAGAGCCAUACAGGACAGUCUCAACAUGAAUCCUUACACGCCUUACAACCCUUAUGCCCCUUCCCAGGCCCAGCCGAGAGGACACAGGGUAUGUAGACGCUGCAAGCAUGAGAUAGGACAUGGCCAUUACUUGAGCUGCAUGGGAAUUUACUGGCACCCUCAGUGCUUCCGCUGCUGCUCCUGUGGCCACCCUAUCCGUGAGACUGAGUUCACCUUGCUAGGCACAGAUCCAUACCACAAGUUGUGCUACAAGGAGCUGCAUCACCCAAAAUGCGACGUCUGCCUUCAGUUUAUUCCAACGAACAGGAGUGGCUUGAUAGAGUACAGAGCCCACCCAUUCUGGGGUCAGAAGUACUGCCCUUUACAUGAGCAAGACAGGACGCCGCGUUGCUGUAGCUGUGAGAAAAUGGAGCCAAGGAACACAAAGUAUAUGUCACUAGGAGAUGGCCGCAGCUUGUGCAUGGAAUGCCUAGGAUCUGCAGUCAUGGACACUGGCGAGUGCCAACCCCUGUACCAUUCUAUCAGAGACUACUACGAGGGGAUGUACAUGAAACUGGACCAGCAGAUACCCAUGCUCUUGGUUGAACGGCAAGCGCUUAACGAAGCCAUGGAAGGAGAGAGCAAAGGUCCACACCAUAUGCCUGAAACAAGAGGCCUAUGUCUGUCAGAGGAGCAGACUGUGAGCAGUAUACUUAGGAGGCCCAGAAUUGGUGGAAACCGGUUACUGGACAUGAGAACUCAGCCACAAAAGCUGACAAGGAGAUGUGAAGUUACUGCGAUACUUGUCUUGUAUGGUCUCCCCAGGCUACUAACAGGCUCCAUUCUUGCCCAUGAGCUGAUGCACGGGUGGUUGCGCCUCAAAGGUUACCGAAACCUAAAUGCGGAGGUUGAAGAAGGCAUAUGCCAGGUCAUGUCUUACUUGUGGCUGGAAUCAGAGAUUCUUCCAGCUUCCUCAAGGCACGCGCCUUCAUCGUCCUAUGCCUCCUCUUCCUCUUCUUCUUAUCCACCCACAUCAUCCAAGAAAGGUGGAAUUUCUCAUACCGAGAAGAAGCUCGGAGAGUUCUUCAUGCACCAGAUUGCCAAUGACACAUCAACAGCCUACGGUGACGGUUUCAGAACUGCCUAUGCUGCUGUCAACAAGUAUGGCCUUCGCCAAACACUGAACCAUAUACGCCUGACUGGAGGCUUCCCUGUAUAAGAGAGAGAUAUACACGUUAUGUCCAUUCUACAUGCAUAGCACAAAGAUCAUAUAUCAAAGGUGAUAUAAACAUGGAGGUUAAGUGGUUUAUGGAAGAGUGAUUCAGAUUUCGGUGACCUUGAGUUUUCAAAGGGGUCAUGUGAGAGCAAAUCAGAAAAGGAACUGCAUUUGCUCGAAUUAAUAGGAAUAGGAGUUGGCGAUGCACAGUGCGGGCUUGGUGCAGCGGUAGAGCCUAUCGUCUGUAAUAGGAAGGUCCCGGGUUCGAGCCCCAGCCUCUGCACAUUUGUGUGGGUAAGGCUUGGGGCUUAAAAGACAACCCUUCCCCAAACCCCGCACAGUGCGGGAAAUCUACGGCACUGAGUACGCCCUUUUUAGGAGUUGGCGAUGCACAAGUGUAAUAAGAUUGCCCAAAAGUGCCUAUGUAAAACAGUACAUGUCAUACUAAUAUAAUGAAGUAGAUAAUUAGCA
This is a messenger RNA of Panicum virgatum (switchgrass), 2353 nucleotides long. Its product is annotated as protein DA1-related 2-like. The record is from RefSeq and is a predicted model, not a curated record. NCBI's taxonomy places the organism in Eukaryota, Viridiplantae, Streptophyta, Magnoliopsida, Poales, Poaceae. Gene Ontology annotation, molecular function: ubiquitin binding. The transcript is spliced from 13 exons. The coding region runs from base 350 to 1885 and encodes 511 amino acids.